AUGGACCGUUGUGUAGUUUUCUUCUUUUUAGUGUUUUCCGUGGUGUUGUGUGAAGAAUGUGUAAUUUUCGAUUUCGAAAGUGACAUUGAGGAUUCUUUUAAUCAUAAUGAAGACGAUUGUCCUAACUUAAAGAUGUGGAAUAUGGGUAAUUAUGGCGAUAUAGAAUUGGAUUCACCGAACCCAAAAUCAACGCAGUAUAUUUAUCCCGAUGUAAUGCCAACUUGUGCUGUAUCCAGGCAUAUACCUAUGGAGGAAAGUGGAAUACUGGAAUUAAAUUUUUACUUUGAUCCCAAAUCUUUAGGUGAUCAUUUAUCAGUAACAGUUAAAGCGAUUGACAGCAUUAACACUACUGUAGGAACUUUAUUCACUAUCGCAUCUCAGAACCCACAGAUUGGAUGGCGUAGUGAAAGAAUACGGGUUACCGGAACUGGCAAAUACUUGGGCUUUGUAAGUAAUAAGUGA
This is a messenger RNA of Danaus chrysippus (African queen), 462 nucleotides long. The record is from the annotation of a GenBank genome assembly. NCBI's taxonomy places the organism in Eukaryota, Metazoa, Arthropoda, Insecta, Lepidoptera, Nymphalidae.